Messenger RNA from Myxocyprinus asiaticus (Chinese sucker), 2942 nucleotides. RefSeq names its product pleckstrin homology domain-containing family F member 1-like. The transcript is spliced from 2 exons. Bases 333 to 1208 code for a protein of 291 amino acids. Gene Ontology annotation, molecular function: metal ion binding; phosphatidylinositol binding. The record is from RefSeq and is a predicted model, not a curated record. NCBI's taxonomy places the organism in Eukaryota, Metazoa, Chordata, Actinopteri, Cypriniformes, Catostomidae.
UGUCAAGAACAAGGAAGGUUAUAACUGUAAAAGAGCAACAUACUUUCUCAGAGCUCUGGCACUUUGAACAGAUCAGGAAUUUCCCUCUUCAGAGACAGGAAAAACAAGUUUAUGAAACUGGUAUAAAAGGGCUGUCUCAAUAUUUUUUCUGAUCAGUGAACUGAGAGACUUUAGUUCAGAAAUUUACUGAACACUGCUUGGCCAAGGAAUCAGAUUGACAUUUGCAGGAGGAAUCACACAAUUUUUAUUUAUUAUUACAACUAAAGGACGAAACUGAACGGACGUCGAUUUACCUAGUGAUAAUUGCCUGCAUUUAUCUCAACAAUCAGAUAAUGGAGGAAUUAGCAUUUUCUGAUCAGAACCGUGUACGAAUCCAUGCAGUGCAGAGCUCUUUCCGCCACACUGGAAAGACACUUCUGAUACCUGGUCGUAUUCUGGUGGGAGAGGGUCGCUUGCUGAAGUUGUGCAGGCGUGGACCCAAGCCCAAAGUGUUUUUCCUCUUCAAUGACAUCAUAGUCUAUGGCAGUAUCGUGGUGCCUGGUCGUUGGAACAAUAACCAGCAGAUCAUCCCUUUGGAAGAGGUGUACCAGGAAGAUCUGGGAGAUGGAUUGGCAUUGGCCAACCAAUGGCUCAUCCGCACACCACGCAAGUCCUUCUAUGUGGUGGCUGCCUCAGCUGAGGAGAAGCAUGCAUGGAUGGGGCACAUUGAGCAGUAUAGGGCCCUGCACUUGCAAAGUAAGGGCCUCCCCAUCGACAGCACCGCUGUUGGGAACUUUGCUGCUACCUGGAUCCCUGACAUGGCUUCAGCCAUCUGUAUGCGCUGCUCUGAACGCUUCAGCAUUACCAAUCGGAGGCACCACUGUCGGAGGUGCGGCUUUUUAGUAUGCAAAGCUUGCUCCAAGAAUCGGGCCGUGUUACACAACAUCUCCCCCAGCCCAGUGAGAGUUUGCCGGCAUUGUAUGAACAACAUGCAAGAUGGACAAGUGCAGGGAAAGAAAACAUCCAAGGGAAAGAACUGGAAGAACUCCUCAUUGGAGGACUCACAGUCACAACCAGAAUUUGAAACUUCCAGCGAAGAAGAGCUUGAGGAGCAGAUUGGAAACCAGGUGCCCACCAAGUGGUUCAACAGCAAGCUGGAGAAUUACUCCCCAUAUUGUUAUUUAAAGCCCGAGCACAUAAAACCUCCUGUCAGUGGACUUUGCAACUAGACAGAAGUGAGAACCCACUAUAAUGAUGAACUUUGCUGGAAUUGAUCAUGUGUUGCACCUAAACAUCUGGUGCACAGAGAAGAUUGCCAGCAGGUAUUAAGUAUUUUGCACUAUAGUCACUUCUACAUCUUGUAUUUUGCACUGUUAUUUUGUGUUGUAUUAUCAUGUGUUUUUGAAUUUAUACUGUAAUAUAAUUGUAUAGAAGAUGCUUUAUGGCUUAUCUGGCAUAAAACAAAAUGUGAAAUGUGUGUACAUUGUAAUCAAGACAAGAAUAAACUAUAUUAUUAUAAAAUACUUUAGUUUUUUUUUUUUUUAGUGGAUACUUGGUGCAACCAUGAAAAAAGAAACACAUAAACAGCACUUAAAGUGGUUCUCAAUUUUUUUGGUUCACGCCCCUCUUUGAACAAGAACCAGUCUUCCAUGCCCCACACUUUGAGAACCACCGUGUUCAAUACAAGUUAUGCUCAGUUGACAGCAUUUAUGGCAUAAUGUUGGAUACCACAAAAUGUAACUUUGACUGUUUUUCCUUUUUUUUUUUUUAAGCAAAAAUCUGGGUUACAGUGAGACACUUAUAAUUGAAUUGAAUGGUGCCAAUCCGUAAACACCAAAAUACUCACUUUUUCAAAAGUAUAGCCACAAGACAAAAAAAUAUGUGUUAACAUCAUUUAAGUGUGAUAAAACCGCUUACUAACCUUUUCUGUGUAAAGUUCUAUCCAAUUUUACAACUUUGCUGUCAUGAUGACAUAAAGCUGCAAACCCAUAAAAACAUCGAUUUAAACAACUUUACAGCUCAAAAAAAUACACUGAAACAUAUAUGUAAGUGCUUUAAUAAAAUAAUGGGCUUCACAUUUCACCCUUUAAACCCUCCAAAAAUUGGCCCCAUUCACUUCCAUUGUACAGUAAGUGGCUCACUGUAACCUCGAUUUUUGCUUUUUUUUUAAAGAAAAGGAGCGACAAGUCAUAUACACACAUAUUAUAUACAUAUAAAUAUAUAUAUAUAUAUAAUUAUUUAUUUAAAUCAGCAUGGUCACAAAUACUGUCGAUUGAAUUAACUUUUGCAUUGAACCCGUAAUAUUCAUUUAACAAACACAAUAAGGCCUGAAGUAUUUGGACACUCCCUUCUAAUUAACGAGUUUGGCCAUUUCAAUAAUUUAUGCAAGGACAAAUCUUAUUGUUACAUACCAUUCUGGAAAACUGUGCUUUUCCAACUUUAUGGAAACAGUUUAGAGUGGGGCCUUUUUCCAUAAUGAAAAAAGUGGUCAUCUGUAAUUGUUAUUUCAAAGAGCUACAGUAUUUCAACAUGAUCCAACCCAUAAAAUUUGAAGCUUAAUUUAUCAUGACGAUUUAGUCAGAUGAAAUACAACUUGACUUAAAACAAGUUGGUUUAGAUAUUGCCACGUGAAGCAAUUUUCUUAGGUUACCUGAAAAAAUAUUUAUUACAGUGCAGCAUGGCAAUGCACAAAGUGAGGUCCACAUGAGCCUGGUGUAUAGAAGAACUUGACUAGCUUGCAAUAAAUGGAGAUUAAUUGGUUUAUAGAAUACUUCAAAUGUUAUGAAAUGCUAAAUGUGAUAGAAAUUAACAGGAAAUGGUUAACCCAUUUCUGUAGUAGUUAUUUUGAAUAAGCAUUAUCUUAAUUGCUUGUUCAAAAAAGUAUCUUGUCGUUUCAAAAGCAUUUGCCUAAGCUGACAAACUUUGCCCUAUAACUAUUGUCCCUGUAUCUACACGAUAUCACU